Notolabrus celidotus (New Zealand spotty) is the source of this 1339-nucleotide messenger RNA. It is a transcript of the gene hdac12, whose product is annotated as histone deacetylase 12. The record is from RefSeq and is a predicted model, not a curated record. The transcript has 8 exons. Bases 163 to 1200 code for a protein of 345 amino acids. Gene Ontology annotation, molecular function: histone deacetylase activity. Lineage: Eukaryota; Metazoa; Chordata; Actinopteri; Labriformes; Labridae.
GAGGAGGGCAGUGUUGCGGAGGGCAAAUGCACUCAUGUUUCCGUCAACAAACAGGACCUUCAGCACGUUCGUGGUCGUGUAGUUUCAUAACAUCAGGACGCUCAAGCAUUUCUUCUCAGUCAUCUCUCAGUGAGUCGUGUGGGACUCUUGUUAGUCCGAGAAAUGACCCACAUGAAACAGAUCUUUACCAAAAGAUCCCGCAUGAAAGCCGGACGACUGCUCGGUGAAGCUUUCAUCUCCCAUAGGAGUUUCCAUGCUGAAAUAGUAAGACUUGAAUCCAAAGGACUUCCCAUAAUUCAUCACAGGAAGUAUGUCUGUGACCUCCCGCCUAACCACAGGUUCCCCAUGGGAAAGUUCCCCCGAGUGUUACAGUGUUUACUCAAAGAUCAGGUCAUUAAAGAGACUCAGGUCUGGGUCCCUGAAAUGGCCUCUAAAGACUUACUCAGCUGUGUGCACACUGAGGAAUACUUGAACAACUUCAUAAAUGGGAAAACAAAUGAGCAGGAACAGAAGAGGACAGGUUUCCCCUGGAGUGAAGGCAUAGUGAGACGCUGUCGAUAUGAAACAGGUGGGACCGUGCUCGCUGCUGAAGUGGCACUGCAGAGGGGUUUGGCCUGCAGCACAGCAGGAGGAACCCAUCAUGCUUUCCCGAGCUUUGGCUCAGGGUUUUGUCUUAUUAAUGACCUAGCAGUUGCUGCUCAACACCUGAUGGGCAACUCCUUGCCCAAAAGGAAGGUUCUUAUUGUGGAUUUAGAUGUGCAUCAGGGUGACGGCACUGCUUUCAUUUUUAAAGAAGAGCCCAGUGUUUUUACAUUCUCAGUGCAUUGUGGGAAAAACUUCCCCCUUCGUAAACAACAGAGUGAUUUAGAUGUCCACUUGGAAGAUGGGCUGGAAGACAAUGACUACCUCUCUACAGUCGAAGCACACCUCCCCAGGCUGCUUGAGAUUUUUCGCCCAGACCUGGUCCUGUAUGACGCAGGUGUCGACCCUCAUCACGAAGACGAACUUGGGAGGCUCCGUCUGACCGACCAAGGGCUGUAUCAGAGAGAUCUGUACGUGUUGAAGACCGUGGUGAGCCGAGGUGUUCCUGUUGCUACUGUUAUCGGGGGAGGUUACUCCAGAGACAUCGACAAACUGGCUGCUAGACACUCCAUCGUCCACAGGGCAGCAACUCAGGUUUGGAGGGAAUGUGGAAUGUAAAACCUGGAUUCGAUGGCUCAAAAGGACCUUCUGAGUAAACUGGCACUUGAUCGUCAGGAGCCUGUGCCACUGUUGAUAUUAUUGAAGGAAUAAAUGGUGCUUAAUUUCUAAGCUGUAUAUUAAAGUGCUAUAAAUCCAA